AGACAACCUGCUCCUACUGUGGAGCUUUAUGCGCCGUGGCGUUUAACAUGUGAAGCGUUUUGGAUUAACAAAAGAAACCUACAGCGUUUUUGUGCCAUAAUCCACGGUUGCCAUCAUCCUCAGCCUACAGUCUUUUUUCUUUACUGAAGUCAACAAACAACCAACAAUGUGGGAACAUUCAGAGGUCAAAGACAAUUGUGAAAUUCCUGUUUUUAUUUCCGUUUGCAACGUCCGUCAUGUUCUUUGCACCUCCAUCAGUUCGAUUCUUAAUUGGACUCAUUCCAAUGGACAAAUGCUCUUUGGAAAGUGUAGAGAUGCUGACUUCAGGGAACAGUGCAGACGCAAGCCUCGACCUUUGGUCUCGAAAUGACGUGCAAACAUGCACUUCCUGGAAGGCUCCCAUCAUCUGGGAGGGAAUGUUUAAUCCCAGCCACUACGACCAGAUACACAGGAACAAAGGAUCUUCUGUCGCCUUGACUGUGUUUGCUGUCGGCAGGUACCUGGAUGCCUACCUGGAGGAUUUCCUGAGCUCAUCAGAGCAACACUUCAUGUCGAGUUUGCCCGUGUCAUACUACGUGUUCACGGACACGCCUGAGAAAGUGCCGAACAUCAAGCUCGCCCCCAAUCGGCACCUGAAACUAAUCAGAGUGGAGAGACACACGCGGUGGCAGGACAUCUCCAUGAUGAGGAUGAAGGCGAUAUCAGACGUCAUCGAGUCGGAUAUCCGCCACCACGCCACGCACGUCUUCUGCUUUGACGUCGAUCAAGUGUUCACCGGCAGAUUUGGCCCCGAAGCUCUGGGAGACUCGGUGGCUCUGCUUCACGCCCACUACUAUCACCUCCCAAAGAUGCUGUUCACCUACGACCGCAACCUGAAAUCCAAGGCGUUCAUGAAAACCGGGGAUUUCUACUACCACGCUGCUGUCUUCGGAGGCUCCUGGAGGAACGUGAAGGCGCUGACGGAGGCCUGCUACCGCAGCAUCUUGGCGGACAAGGAGAACGAAGUGGAGGCCUUGUGGCACGACGAGAGUCAUCUGAACAGGUACUUUUGGCUUCACAAGCCCAGCAGGGUUCUCUCUCCAGAGUACUGCUGGGACACCAGCAUCGGCUACCGGAGAGACAUACAGGUGUACCGGCUGCUGUGGGCACCCAAAGACUACUACAACCUGAGGACGUCAUAGAUAACUCUCUAAUUUAUUUUAUUUAGAUCCCCAUUGGUAGCAGUUGACUGUAAUUAUAAAGUCAGAAAAGGAGCUUGUUUUCACCAAAAAAACUCGAAUUAUGAGAAUAAUCUCAAGACAUGUUCUAGAAUAAACAUAGCAAUUAAUGAGCGUGAAAAGUCAAAGAUUUGUUAGAAAAAAAUUGUAUUCUGGGAACAAGCUCAGAAAUUUUCUCAUAAAAAUUCUGAAAUUCUCAAAAGUUGAACACUUGCACGAAAAAAACUGCAAUUUUGAGAUUUUCUAGAACAGAAGUUGACAGUUUUUUAUCUUUGAAACUCAGAAAAUUGCCAAUAGGUAAAAAUGUUAAACUUUUCAAACUCAGAAAUGUUAAAUUUUACUGUAGUAAAUUUUGGGGAUCUCAAAAUUUCUGAGAUUUUUAGUGGAAAUUUAUUCCUCCUUUUUUCCCCUGUGGGAUUGUCCUAUUACAGCGUCGUUUCCUACAUCACCUUCUUAAACUUUUAACCAGGAUCAGACUCACUGAGAAAGAUCUCAGUGAGUAACCUUGUUACAGUUGUUUGUUUUUUUCCACACAAGGCAGUUUGUAUUUGACAGUUUUUUUCUCAUCUAUUAUACUGAAGUUGUUUCUGCUUUUGCUGCAGUUUUAGUUUGCAAGACUGAAUAAAUCUGUCAGGGGGUAAAAACUUUUUGUAGUAAAACUCUUGAUAGAUUAUGGAGGAACGUGUGACAAUGGAUUUUAUCAAAUUAAUCAAUUUCAUGGUAUAUUAAUUUAUUGUUGUGAUCAUUUACUGGAAGUGAAAUUGUGUUUUUGGUGCUGCAGCUCAACUCAGGCAGCUAAUUUUGAAUAUAGUUGGUCUGUUUUGACUAGAUUACUUUACUUGUAUUUUCUUAAAUAGUGCAUAAAUUAUGCAUAUUAAGAUUGCAGGUACUUGAACCACAGAUCAUAUUUUAGAUAUUUAACAUGUUUUGUCUUGAAAUCCUACUUAAAACUCUGAUUUGUUGAUUUUGUAUUUACUGUUCUGUGAACCAGAUUUUAGCUGGUUACGUUUUUACACGUUUUAUUUUUUAGUUUAACUUACAUUUUUAAACCAAAUGAAAUUCUUAAACGAUGCCGUUUGAAUGCUGUUUUUUUUUUUUUUGCACAAUGAGCUAACCUUGGAAAAUAUGUUUUUGCAAGUGGGCAUUUCUACCGGUACUUUUUAUUGUUUUUUUUUUAAUUGAAAGCACAUUUUUAUUUGAAUGUUCCAUUAUUUCCUUCAUGUUUUAAAACUCUCUCCUAUUCAGAGAUGUUCUAUCAUGUUGACAGUGAAAUCAUUUUUUUAUAUCACUUUGCACUGAAACCUCAAAUACUGCACUCCAGUCAGCAUCAUAUUUUGGUAUUUAUGGAACUUUUGAACUUUAUCAAUUUUCUGUGUAAGAGCUUGAAUUAUAUGAAUGUAAAACCUUUGAAGCAAAUAAAAUAUGGCAAUGA
This is a messenger RNA of Xiphophorus maculatus (southern platyfish), 2649 nucleotides long. RefSeq names its product alpha 1,3-galactosyltransferase 2 (gene a3galt2). The record is from RefSeq and is a predicted model, not a curated record. Gene Ontology annotation, biological process: carbohydrate metabolic process. Bases 237 to 1181 code for a protein of 314 amino acids. Gene Ontology annotation, molecular function: hexosyltransferase activity. Gene Ontology annotation, cellular component: Golgi apparatus; membrane; vesicle. Lineage: Eukaryota; Metazoa; Chordata; Actinopteri; Cyprinodontiformes; Poeciliidae. The transcript is spliced from 6 exons.